AUGCCCCCCUCUCGCAUCCUCACAACCCCCCUUCGACUCCCCACUCUCCCCCGCCCGCUCUACCAAACAACCACAACCACUCUCACCCGGGCUAUUAGCACCACCACCUCCCUCAAAACCCUAAUAUCCGACUCCAUCCGCGCCGACCACCGCGCCCUGGAACACGCCUACACCCAAAUCCUCACCGCAAAAACCAACGACGAGAAAGCCCGCUGGCAGAACCAAUUCACCUGGGACUUAGCCCCACAUUCUAUCAGCGAAGAAAUCGUCCUUUAUCCGGCCAUGGAGACGCAUUUGUCUCGGGGGGGGGGGGGGGGGGAGGUCGCGGAGAAGGAUCGAGUGGAGCAUAAAAUUGUACAAGACCUCCUCUAUAAAUUCCAAUCAUUACAUCCUACUUCAGAGGAAUUUAUACCAAAUAUGUCAGCGCUGGAGAAGACAUUACAUAAAGACGAGUCGGGGAGGAUGGUAUCUUCGUUUGAUCGGACGAAGCGAUUCGUUCCCACGCGGAGUCAUCCCGCGGCGCCGGAUCGGCCGCCGUUUGAGACGGUCGUGGGAUUGAUGGCGGCGCCGGUGGAUCGGUUGAUGGAUUUGUAUAGGGAGUUUCCGGAAGAGGGGAGUAGGGGACGGACUUGAGAGUUUUGUUGGUAUGGGUUGUUUGGCAUAUUGAGUUUCAUCUGAUCAAGGGGGCAUAUUGACCUGCAAUAUGUUAC
This is a messenger RNA of Aspergillus ibericus CBS 121593, 710 nucleotides long. RefSeq names its product hemerythrin domain-containing protein. The transcript has 3 exons. The record is from RefSeq and is a predicted model, not a curated record. Bases 1 to 633 code for a protein of 210 amino acids. Lineage: Eukaryota; Fungi; Ascomycota; Eurotiomycetes; Eurotiales; Aspergillaceae.